AUGUCUCAAAAGGUUGUUGCUGUGUUUGGUGGUGUCGGUUCGUUGGGUCGGAAUCUCAUUCGGGCCAUCAAACAGAAAAAUUAUAUGGCCAUCUCGAUUGAUUUGAAGGAAAAUUCUGAUGCUGAUCAUUCCAUUGUGUUGAACAAUCAAUUGGAUAAAAACAGUAAAAACAAUACAUUAAGCUUUCAUGAUGGUUCCGAGAAUGAACAAGUCAUUUCUCAGAAAUUACAACAAAUUCUUGCCAAUAACAAAUUGGAUGCUGUGGUGAAUGUUGCGGGUGGAUUUGUUAUGGGAUCGUUGAAAGAAAAGCAAUUGCUAUCUCAGGUGGAUGCCAUGUGGAAAGUGAGCGUUCAAUCAUCGGUAUUGAGUGCUUUGAUUGCAAGUGCUCAUUUGAAGGAUGGUGGUUUGUUGGUGUUGCCAGGAGCUGCAGGAGCUCUGUCUCCAACACCACAUACUAUUGCAUAUGGAUUGGCUAAAAACUCGGUUCAUCAUUUGGUGAGAAGUUUGGCUCAUCCAGAGCAAUGUGGAUUGCCUGCUCAUACGACAACCAUUGGAAUUGUUCCAUCCAUGUUAGAUACUGAAGCAAAUAGACAAGCCAUGCCAAAUGCUGACACUUCCAGCUGGACUCCGCUUGACCAUGUUUCAAGUGAGCUCAUCAAAUGGUUGGAAAGUUCUUAUACUGAAAGACCACCUUCUGGAUCACUUGUCAAAAUUGUCACAUCCAAAGGAAAUACUGAUUUUAUUGUGGAAAAGUAA
This is a messenger RNA of Naegleria lovaniensis, 756 nucleotides long. RefSeq lists its product as uncharacterized. NCBI's taxonomy places the organism in Eukaryota, Heterolobosea, Eutetramitea, Acrasida, Naegleriidae. Gene Ontology annotation, molecular function: NADPH binding; NADH binding; 6,7-dihydropteridine reductase activity. Gene Ontology annotation, biological process: tetrahydrobiopterin biosynthetic process; L-phenylalanine catabolic process. The record is from RefSeq and is a predicted model, not a curated record. The transcript has a single exon. Gene Ontology annotation, cellular component: cytoplasm. Bases 1 to 756 code for a protein of 251 amino acids.